UGAUAACACUUCAUAACAUUUUGGGACAAAUGCAUAGAAAGAUUUACAAUUGGCAUAGGGGUAGACUAACAUUAUUAAAGUCAAAAUUGAUUAAGUAAGGUAUUGUUGAAUCACAUUUAAUAGGCCAAACUAUCUCGAUAAUUAUCGCCAAAUUAAACAAGCCAGAUUGCCCCAACCUCAGCCACCCCUUUAUUUUCUUUAUUCUUACUUAUUUUUUUGUGUGAAGAGCCCCAAAUUUUUUUUAAUUUUUUUAUUUUUUAAGUGUUGACUCACUUUAGUACUUUACUAAUACGAGUAAUUAACUAAUUUCUUUUUUCAAAAGAAUUCCUGCUCGAAGCUUAGGUGGCACCGCACCAAAAAAAGAUUCAAAUUCUCGCCCGUUACAGAGAACCCCCACACUUUUCCCUCUUCAUACACACGAAUCACGAUUCCGCAAACCUAGGGUUUCAUACUCUACAUUCAAACUCCAAUCAAUUUCAUAAAUCCCAAUUAAUUUUUUCGAAUUUCUUUCAUAACCCAUCAAAAUUCUCAGCAUAAUCUACUAAACCCACCAAUUUCCCCAGUUUUUUCUUGCUCAAAAAUGGGUACAACAAAUCCCUUAAACCCUCAAAACCCCACUUCCCCCUUCUCACAGUUCUCAGCAGAAUCUUACCACCCCAUGUUACAAGAAUCAAUACAGCUUUUCUUAUCUCAAAUUCAAUCUGGAAUUUCUGAUUUUUCCCAUUUUAAUUUGAUGUUUUCCCGCUUAAUUCAUACAAUGCCUUCCCCACCCAUUGAGAUUGUUUGGUUUUACUCAGCUGUAAAUUUUCAUACCCACAAAAAAUUAAUUGCCCAGAAAAAUUUAGUUUCCCAGGAUGAUAAUUUGGGCAGAAUUUUAGCUAUUAAGGAGCUUUUUCAGUCAUUAGUUGCUUGUUCAGGUCCAUGUAGUAGUAGUCUCCAGAAAGUUGCUGUUUUAGCUCCAUUAAUUUUCGAGCUGUAUAAUUUGGUUCUUGAUUUGAAAGUAAAUGCUAGGUUUAGCUUAGAUAAAGCUAUCACUGUAGAGAUUGGUUGUUUGGUUGAGCGUUUAGUGAGUUAUAUUAGCUUGUGUUGUUGUGAAGGGGUGGACGAUCAUGAUGACACGAUCGCUUUUUCGCCAUGUUUUGUGGAUUUGGUUAAGGUUUGGACUGUUCAAAGGCGGGAGAUUGGUUUCGAGUUCAAGGAUGAUUUUAAGAUGUUUUUUCCAAUGAUCAGCGAUGAGGCUCGAAAUGGACUUUUGGUUGGUAGUAGGGUUGGUGCUUUAGCUGGGAUUGUCAUGUGUCAGACCUUUUUGCUUAGUCUGUGCUUGAAGUUUGGGUUGGAAGAUCCACAGGAGAAGCUUAAGGAAGAUGUCCUAAAUUUGGCUGCUAAUAGCAUUAUCGGAUAUAGAAGUUGUUACUUCUUUGAUACCCUUCUCAAGAUGCUGUUGGAGUUCAGUUUGCCUGUUACCUCCCUACUGACCGUGGUUGAUGAAGUACUGCUGCGAGAAGCCCUAUUUGAUGCAAUCAUCUUGGUAGAUUACCCAUUCUUUAAUCCAGGAUGUGGAAUUCGUCUUUGUAGCCAUCACUUAAACAGCCUUGCUUCAACAUGGUUAUUUGUUGCAGACAAGGCUAUGAAGUUUGUUUGGCAUAAAGGUGACCAAACUAAAGUCAUCUCAUAUAUGAAAGCUUUCUCAAAAUCUCUCAUACACUCUCAGUUAUUGAAGUGGGUCUCAACACAAAUUGUUAUGGCAGAGGAUGCAAACAAAAAUAUUUCAACUCCAGCAGCUUUUAUGGAAUGGCUUGUACAACUUACUAGCCAAACUUCAAAGGGCUUCUUCAAUGAGGAGUUCUCAAUGCUUCUUGAAAAAGCUAUGAAUUACAUAUCUGAGAUGAAAACUGCACUUCCAUACUUGGCUCUAGAUGGUAAUUACAAUUUCUGCAUUGACCAAAAAGUUAGAGAAAAUGGAGGUGCUGAUGAGGAUUUUGAGAUGAUCGAUACUGCAGAGGGUGCUAAAACUGGCUGCAAUACCACCUUAACAGCCAAUGACGAAUGCAGAAAGCGUAAAGGGGAAAAGGAUGAAGGCGGCAUACGAGUGAAACUUCUUAAAUACCAAAUGCAUGACAGUCCAAUCAAGAGUUUCUCACCUUUCCAAAAUGAAGUUGGUUUGAUUAGAAGGAGCUAGCCAGAUAAUUUUCUAAUGCCUAAUGACGAAGCAGAAAUUUUGUUCCAACAAUCAGACUGUUAUGAUUGUUGAUUGUGUAAUCCCGGCUGCUUGCAGGUGCAGUCUUGUAGCGUAGAAGAGUCAGGAAUCUGCCAGAGGCAGGAAAAAUUGUAUCGGGCAAAAAUUAUAUCAGCCUAUAACCGUAAUUCUCUAAGACACUCUAAUGUGUACUGGUUAUUGAGUUAUGUCAUUGUAAGCACAAUGUGUACUGUAAAUUUAUCUAUCUUAUUGAUGCUAAAACAAAUACAAUACUCACAA
Chenopodium quinoa (quinoa) is the source of this 2476-nucleotide messenger RNA. RefSeq lists its product as uncharacterized. The record is from RefSeq and is a predicted model, not a curated record. The coding region runs from base 581 to 2179 and encodes 532 amino acids. Lineage: Eukaryota; Viridiplantae; Streptophyta; Magnoliopsida; Caryophyllales; Amaranthaceae. The transcript has 5 exons.